This is a messenger RNA of Mugil cephalus (flathead mullet), 3656 nucleotides long. Its product is annotated as vesicle-fusing ATPase. The record is from RefSeq and is a predicted model, not a curated record. Lineage: Eukaryota; Metazoa; Chordata; Actinopteri; Mugiliformes; Mugilidae. Gene Ontology annotation, cellular component: Golgi stack. Gene Ontology annotation, biological process: Golgi to plasma membrane protein transport; intra-Golgi vesicle-mediated transport; SNARE complex disassembly. The coding region runs from base 145 to 2388 and encodes 747 amino acids. The transcript is spliced from 21 exons. Gene Ontology annotation, molecular function: ATP binding; ATP hydrolysis activity.
CAAUCAGAGCGCGGUGCGCAGCGGCAGCCUCUAAACCUGCUAUAAACCCAUCCGCCGCCGAGCCUUCUCCCCGCUCACUUGUCCCCCCUGUCCUGUGAAUCACUGAGCCGAGCUGCAUCCCCUGAUCCACUGCGAACCGUGAAGAUGGCGGCCCGGACGAUGCAAGCGGCGCGAUGCCCGACGGAUGAGCUGUCGCUGACUAAUUGUGCCGUGGUGAGCGAGAAGGAUCUGCAGUCAGGACAACACGUGACUGUGAAGACCACACCCAACCACAAGUAUGUGUUCACAGUGAAGACCCACCACACGGUGGCGGCUGGCUCCAUCGCCUUCAGCCUCCCGCAGAGGAAGUGGGCUGGUCUCUCCAUUGGCCAGGAGGUGGAAGUGGCCAACUACAACUUCGACAAGUCCAAGCAGUGCAUUGGCGCCAUGACAAUCGAGAUCGACUUCCUGCAGAAGAAGAGCACCGACUCCUCUCCCUACGACUCGGACAAGAUGGCCGCCGAGUUCAUCCAGCAGUUCAACAACCAGGCCUUCUCCGUCACCCAGCAGCUUGUGUUCAGCUUCUGCGACAAGCUGUUUUGCCUGGUUGUGAAGGACAUCGAGGCCAUGGACGCCAGCAUCCUCAAAGGAGAACCAGCCAGUGGAAAGAAACAGAAGAUCGACAUCGGCCUGAUGGUCGGCAACAGUCAGGUGAUUUUUGAGAAGGCAGAGAGUUCCUCGCUCACACUAGUUGGAAAGGCAAAGACCAAGGAGGCGCGACAGACCAUCAUCAACCCCGACUGGAACUUCGAGAAGAUGGGAAUCGGAGGUCUGGACAAGGAGUUCUCCGACAUUUUCCGCCGAGCCUUCGCCUCAAGAGUUUUCCCUCCCGACAUCGUGGAACAGAUGGGCUGCAAGCACGUGAAGGGCAUCCUGCUCUUCGGGCCUCCGGGCUGCGGUAAAACACUGAUGGCCAGACAGAUCGGCAAGAUGCUCAACGCCCGCGAGCCCAAGAUCGUGAACGGCCCCGAGAUCCUCAACAAGUACGUGGGAGAGUCUGAGGCCAACAUCCGCAAACUGUUCGCCGACGCGGAGGAGGAGCAGAAGAGGCUGGGAGCCAACAGCGGCCUCCACAUCAUCAUCUUUGACGAGCUGGACGCCAUCUGCAAGCAGAGAGGCACGGGCGCAAGCAGCACGGGCGUGCACGACACCGUGGUCAACCAGCUCCUGUCUAAGAUCGACGGCGUGGAGCAACUUAACAACAUCCUGGUCAUUGGUAUGACUAACAGGCCUGACCUGAUAGACGAUGCUCUGAUGAGACCUGGCAGGUUUGAGGUCAAGAUGGAAAUCGGUCUGCCUGACGAGAAGGGCCGCGUCCAGAUCCUGACCAUCCACACCAACAAGAUGCGAAACUUCGAGCUGCUGGCAAACGACGUCGACAUCAAAGAACUGGCCGCCGAGACCAAGAACUACAGCGGUGCCGAGCUGGAGGGUCUGGUCAGGGCAGCGCAGUCCACCGCCAUGAACCGUCACAUCAAGGCUACAUCUACAGUUGAGGUGGACAUGGAGAGGGCAGAGAAGCUGAAAGUCACCAGAUCUGACUUCAUGGGAUCCCUGAACAAUGACAUAAAACCAGCGUUCGGUACAAACCAGGAAGAUUACUCAAGCUACAUCAUGAACGGCAUCAUCAAAUGGGGCGACCCGGUCACUCACGUUCUGGAUGACGGAGAGCUGCUGGUGCAACAGACCAAGAACAGCGAUCGCACACCGCUGGUGGCUGUGCUGUUGGAGGGUCCACCCCACAGUGGAAAGACGGCUCUGGCUGCUAAGAUUGCAGAGGACUCACAGUUCCCCUUCAUUAAGAUCUGUUCUCCAGACAAGAUGAUUGGACACUCGGAGAUCUCCAAGUGCCAGGCGAUCAAAAAGGUGUUUGACGACGCCUAUAAGUCCCAGCUCAGCUGCGUGGUGGUGGACGACAUUGAGCGUCUGUUAGACUACGUUCCCAUCGGCCCUCGUUUCUCCAACCUGGUCCUUCAGGCUCUGUUGGUGCUGCUGAAGAAACCUCCACCCAAGGGCCGGAAGCUGCUAAUCAUCGGCACCACCAGCAGGAAGGACGUCCUGCAGGAGAUGGAGAUGCUGGACGCCUUCAGCACCACCAUCCACGUCCCCAACAUCUCCACCGGGGAGCAGCUAGUCGACGCCUUAGAGCUGCUGGGUAGCUUUACAGAUAAGGAGCGAGCCAGCAUCGCACAGCAGCUCAAAGGGAAGCGAGUCUGGAUCGGCAUCAAGAAGCUCCUCGUGCUCAUCGAGAUGUCGCUGCAGAUGGACCCUGAUUACAGAGUGAGCAAGUUCCUGUCUCUGCUCAGAGACGAAGGGGCGUUGAAUGAAGGCGACCAAAUCCGAAUUUAAGGUGUCGCCCUCGCUGUGUACUGUGACCGUAGCUUCUACGAGUAGCGCUAGCCGGAAGGAAUGGAGCAGACGUCUCUGCAUCUACAAACCACAAGGGGACAAAAUGAGGAAGAAUCAAAGCAGAAGACAAAAGACGAGAUCUCCCUCUCAUCAAUUCAAUGACCGCACUAUUUAAAUACCCACCUGGUCCAAGAGAGGAACAUGCGAAAAUCCUCCGUAUCUCAGCAUGUUUCUGUAGGCAAUAUCACCACAAUCCCUACUACUACUACUACUACUACUACUACUACUACUGGAAGUUGUACUGUUAAAAAUAAAAAUCUGUUAUCUGUAAAGAAACUGCAAUAGAUGAUUGUAAAAAAAAAAGUGCUGUUUUGUGCAUUGUGCGUAAAAAUGACCUGAAAAAAACGUUUUAAGCUAUGCUAUUUGUUGUAUUUGUUGCGUAUCUCCCGUCCCGCUAAAGGUAGUUUUAUCGUCAGUGUACCCUCACGGCGCACAAGCAGAUUAAAGAGAACACAAAAACUUAUUAACAUGUGAAUCUAUAAGAGGCUUUUAGUGAAUGUGUAGUGGCUGUAAAAAGAGAUAAAAAAGAAAAAGCUGUUCCAUGUGUAAAUGUAAUCCCUUUAAAUAUACAGUAUGUUCCUGUUCUGUAAAUAGUAUAUAUAGACAUAAAUGCAGUAUAUCAUGAGAAUACGUUUAUUUCGUACGAUAUCAGUAUGACUCCUGAGAUGUUUUACCAGGUUAGUGUAAUAGUGAAAGUAAAUGUCGGAUUGUUGGCCUGUCUGUCUGUGUUGCAGUACAGUUCAGUCUAGCUAGUUGCAUAAUCAGUGUUAAAAAAUUAAAAGAAAAAAAAACACAAGAAAAAAAGAAAGGAAAUGUCUUCACUUUCAACAUCGACUCUACUUUUAGUACUUAUAUCUUGUUUUACUUGUGGGGACCUGUGUUGUAUCAUGUGCAUGUGUGGGGGAAACCAAAUGCUGCAUGUGUCCCGUGUGAAUGAAAGUGUGUGUGUGUGUGUUGGUUGAACAUGUGUGUGUGUGUGUGUGUGUACUUGAAUAAGAUUUAGACCGAUGGUGGUUAAUACGUGUGAUUUUUAUUUUAUUUCCUCAUGUGUUCAGUGGAAAUCAAAGUCCAAAUUUCCUGUUUCGUUACGACCAUUGACAGUUUGUGUGUGCGUGCGUGUGCGUGUGUGUAAAUAUAUAUCAACAUGCAGAUGUAUUAUUGCAAUAAAAAAAAAGCACAUAUGCACAGAAAAAAAAAAAGGAAACGUU